Messenger RNA from Neurospora hispaniola, 156 nucleotides. RefSeq lists its product as uncharacterized. The record is from RefSeq and is a predicted model, not a curated record. The transcript has 2 exons. The annotation marks the transcript as partial. Lineage: Eukaryota; Fungi; Ascomycota; Sordariomycetes; Sordariales; Sordariaceae.
CUGGGCGCCCGUUUCCCUAUUUGCACGGAAAAGAGACAAGUGUCUCGCUUAUCCCUCAUCUGUCUGUUGGCUGCUAUUCCAGAUUCCAUGACUCGGGCGCCUGGAGGAGGAAGGGAGAAGAGGAGUGGAGGGAAACACCAAGUGAAGGGUCUCUAG